This is a messenger RNA of Trifolium pratense (red clover), 2261 nucleotides long. RefSeq lists its product as uncharacterized. Bases 395 to 2005 code for a protein of 536 amino acids. The transcript has 10 exons. The record is from RefSeq and is a predicted model, not a curated record. Lineage: Eukaryota; Viridiplantae; Streptophyta; Magnoliopsida; Fabales; Fabaceae.
CUUCCAUAUUUUUCUUUUAUUAUUAUGUAAAACAAAAAACCAUUUUUUUUAAAAAAAACUUUCUCAGUUUCUAACAUGCUUUUUUGUGUGUGUGUGUGAAUUAUUGGUUACUGUUUUGCAGAUUCACUUUUAUCAGAGUUAGCAUAACUUUGUGCAUGUUUUACUUUUUUCUGUACCUAGUUUUGCAUUAUUAUUUUCUUUCUUGUUUUCUGUGAAAGUGGUAACAUGAGUAGCAGAACACACACCUCUCUUCAGGUAAUCAAUCAAAGUUCCUUCAAAAAACGGCAAACUAAUUUCUUUCUCUUUUUGGCCAAUUUCUUUACUAUUUGUUUUUUUGGAUUCAUUGUAACUCUUAAGAUACUACAAAACAAACAAAUGAUCAUUUAAGGACAAGAUGGAAAAAGGAGGGAGCAGGAAAAUGGCUGCACAUAAUACUUCGAAAAAAGGGCGUCGAGAAAGGAAAAUGGCUUUGAUACAAGAUGUUGAUAAGUUAAAGAAGAAGCUGAGACAUGAAGAGAAUGUUCAUAGAGUGUUAGAAAGAGCACUCACUAGACCUUUGGGAGCACUUCCUCGUCUUCCUCCGUAUCUCCCUCCUCAUACAUUGGAGCUUGUGGCGGAAGUUGCCGUAUUGGAGGAAGAGGUGGUUCGAUUAGAAGAGAAGGUUGUGAGUUUCAGACAAGGUUUAUAUCAGGAGGCUGUCUACAUUUCCUCCAAGAGGAAUGCGGAAAAUUCGAUUGAUCCAGUAGAGAAGAAUUCAAUCAGAGGAUCCAAACAUCAAAGGUCAAAAUCUUUGUCUCAAAGUGAGCUUACUUCUACUAGCAUUAAGCCUCAGAUUUCUCUUUCCAGAAGUGCUUCUAGUAGAAAGCUAGUCAAUGGGAAGCAACUGCAUUCAAAACAAGAUUCUUUAUCAUCAAUUCCAGAAGCAAAAUCAAUUGAGAAGAAAACGGCUAAAGUCAUCAACCCAGUGAAGAAAUCACCAAUAAAACAUGAAUCAGCUGACAAGUGUGCAGAUCAGUUGAAGUUGCAGUUGGAGAAGAGAUUAAUAGAUCAAGAAAAAGCACAAAAUUCCUCAAGUUUAUCAGAUAAUGUGUUAGAAGUUGAUAGCACACCAAAUAGAGUUUCAGAGGAUAUUGUCAAGUGCUUAUGUAGUAUAUUUAUGAGAAUUGGUACAUUCAAGGACAAUUUUGGAGAGUCGAAAACACUUACGCGCGAUCCAUAUGGUAUCUGUUCAAUAUCCAAAACUAGAGAUAUUGGUGCCUACAACAGUUUUUGUGAGAUUGAAGCUUCCACCAUUGAUUUCAACCUAGUGAGAAAUGCAGUGUUUCUGAUCAAUAGAUUAAAGUUCCUACUUGGGAAGCUUGCUUCUGUGAACUUGAAGGGUCUUACUCAUCAGGAGAAACUUGCAUUUUGGAUAAACACUUAUAAUUCAUGUAUGAUGAAUGCAUAUUUAGAAUAUGGCAUACCUGAGAGUCCUGAAAUGGUUGUAGCACUGAUGCAGAAGGCAACAAUAGUAGUGGGGGGGCACUUACUCAGGGCAAUUACAAUAGAGCACUUCAUCUUGAGACUUCCUUAUCACCUGAAUUUUACCUGUCUAAAAGCUGCAAAAAAUGAUGAGAUGAAAGCAAGAGGCAUAUUUGGUUUGGAAUGGUCUGAGCCUUUGGUUACAUUUGCACUAUCAUGUGGAAGCUGGUCUUCACCUGUGGUAAGGGUGUACACAGCAUCACAAGUUGAUAACGAGUUAGAAGCAGCGAAGAGAGAUUAUUUACAGGCAGCAGUUGGCAUUACAAAAACAAACAAGUUAAUAAUUCCGAAGAUACUUGACUGGUUUUUACUUGACUUUGCAAAGGAUUUGGAAUCUUUGUUGGAUUGGGUCUGCCUUCAGCUACCUGUUGAACUGAGAAAGGAAGCAGUAGAAUGCCUUGAAAGAAGGGGAAGACAGCCUCUUUCACAGAUGGUACAGAUGAUGCCAUAUGACUUCAGUUUCAGGUUGCUUGUACACCAAUAACCCAGUUUUGUUUCUUCUUUUCGGACAACCACACAUAAGCCAGCGAGAGGUGCUGUUUGUCACUCGAUUCUUCAAUCAGUACAGAUUUCGGAACUUUGGUGUGGCAGAUUUUGUAUAUUGGAUAGUGUACAUAGAAAGUGGACAGAAAGCAAUGUUUCCUUUGAUAGGGUUUUGACCUAUGUAAACUGUGAUAAGGUUCUUAGCAAUAAAUUUUAAGAGGAGUGAUUGUCUCAUUUCAAAAUACAGAACAAUAAAA